UAAAAAUUAAAUAAAUAUGUAAGCAUUAAAUAACAAAUCUGAUCCUUAUCAUGCUCUUUAUAAAAAGAGACAAUAUGGCAACCCUUACCUACUAUGUCUUUGGGGCGAGGGGUUAACAGGGACAAGAUUGACAUUCGCAGACCUGUGACGCCUCUCUCUGUCCAAGAGUAGAGACAGAGUGAUACCAAACCAGCGACCACAAAGGCCUGUAGAGCGAAGAGAAGAAAUUGAGUAGAAAUUAAGAUAAGAUGCGUUAUUCAAAGUUUUGUCUCGCUUUCAAUAGAAAAUCUUUAACAUAGAUCUACAAUUUACGGUGAAUCGCGUAUAUUCCAAAAUAUGUAAAUAUCUACUAAAUCCUACUUUUCACUUUAUCUCACAAUUUUCACAAAAUAACGAGAAAGCCACAUAUCUUUAUGGUCACCAUUGGAAUUUAUAUAAUUUAGGCUUCUUAUCGAAACAAAGGGAACUAUAUCUCAAUCCAAAUUCAAAAGUGUUAGGAUUAGUAACUUGCAGUUCACAUAUAUUGCCACCAAGUCUUUGAAUAGUUUUCCAAGCAGAGGGAUGAAGAGUUAAAACAAGUAAAGCAGCAUCUUGUUUGUAACUGCUCCGGUCGCCUGUUUGUAAUUGCUAAUUAAGUUUUCAGUGUGGUAUAAAAGCGUAAACAAUGUUGAGGAAGGCAUAAGCAACCAGCCUCUCUCGGUGGCGCAACUUGUUACAGCAACAAACCACGAUGUACCGUCUUACGAUCUUCUUUGUCGUCGCCGUGGCGUCCGGAGUUCUUGGAGAUGGGCAUGGACUGGGCGGUGGAGCAAUUGUCGGCGGCUUUGCACCAGCUGGCAUCAUCGCCGGGCCUGCCGUAGUAGCGGCCCCCGCCACCGCCGUAGUGGCUGCUCCUGCCACGGCUGUGGUAGGUGGCGCCGGGCUUGGCAGCGGCACAGCCCUGAACAACGCGGCCGCCGUUGGUGUUGCCCAGCUCAGUGCGCUGCAGAACGCCCAGGCCGUGCAGGCUGCACAGAUCGCUAACGCUGCCGCCGCCGGCAUCCAGGCCGCCCGCGCCGCUGAGGCCGACGCUCGCGCCCGACAGGCCAAUGCCAUUCAAAACGCCCAGGCCCUAGACGCAGCCCGCGUCGCUAGCCUGCAGCGUGCCCAGGCCGCCGCCCUUGAGAACGCCAGGGCUACGGAGGCAGCGAGACGAGCGGCUGCCGCGGCCGGACUGGAAUUAGCCCGCGCAGCGGAAGCUGACCGCGUCGCUAACGCAGCACGUGUGCAAGCCAUCGCUUAUGCUAACACCAGAGCAGUGGAAGCCUCCCGUAUCGCCAAUGCCGCGCGCGCUCAGUCUGCUGCGGUGGCUACGAGUGCGGCGCAGGCGCAGGCAGUGGCCGACGCCGUAGCUAGAAACGCUCAGGACGGCGUGGUCCUAGGCGGCGGCAAUGCAGCCGUGGUGGGUGUGGCACCGGCUGCCGCGGGUAUCGUGGUGGAAUCUUCGGGACUGGGCGGCUAUGCCGGCGGCUGGGGUCACGGCGGCGCCAGCUGGCACGGUGGUGCUGUGCUGGUAGGCAAACACUAGAUGGACACAGGUCCGUACGUAAUGAUAGAAAAAGUAUAAGAUUUCUACAUCCAUUUCUUAACUUCUUGUAGAAAUGGUUAGCGGACAAAAUAAGACUGGUUUGUAAA
Molecule: messenger RNA, 1674 nt
Organism: Papilio xuthus (Asian swallowtail)
Lineage: Eukaryota; Metazoa; Arthropoda; Insecta; Lepidoptera; Papilionidae
Product: protein TolA-like
Exons: 3
Coding region: 731-1567 (278 amino acids)
Source: RefSeq, a predicted model, not a curated record